UAUAAACAAAAGAGCGUGUGACUAUCGAUCAUUGUAAAAUUAACAAUAAUUUGAUAUUUGUAGUACGCAGUGUUUUAUUAUUUUCUGAUAAUUUGCUAUCCUAAAACUAUGGGAACUUCAUUAUCCUCUAAAAUGUGUAGUUGGUGAUUAUUGCUGUAGUUUUUCUGUACGCUUGUGAGAGAUAUGCUCAGAAUAAGUUUGUCAUCGACGUUGCAGCUGCGAUCAGCACUAGUAACAGGUGUGGUCAGUUGGCUUAUUUUCGGUUGGCCCUUGGUGAACGGGCAGAAGGGGUCGUAUUUCGGUUGUUAUCAGCGAGAUCGGUCUGGCAGGCUGGAAAUUAUCACUGAUGAUUUGGAUGCCUGUGUCAGUCACUGUGAGCUGAAUUAUCACAGAUACGCAGCACUAUCUGAUACGCAAUGUCUCUGCCUAAAUGCAAUACGCACUCAAGUGAUUGAGGAUAAGGAGUGCAAUGUCCCUUGCCGUCAACAUACAGAAAACAGUUGCGGUGGUCAAAGUGCACAAAGCUUCUACGAUACUGGCGUUGAAGUUGCCGGUCCAGUAACGAAUCUAAGGUUGGCACAAAUAGAGGCAGACAGUUAUAUUGAAAUUGCUUGGGAUCCUCCCGUCGCCGACGGUGUCGCAGUAGAAGAGUACGAAAUCAGUGCCACGGCUAUUUCAACUUUCGCCAACUAUGGGUUAUAUCCUAUGACCUGGACAGCUCACAAUAGUUCCCUCAAUUUCGAACUAUCGAAUCUCACUCCUGGGACGCGUUAUAACAUAACAAUUACGACGUUGUCCGAAAAGGGGCGUGGUGGAAUGACUUCGUUUGUAGCUGAAACUGAAAUUGGCAUCCCAGAUCCGGAACCGGAGGAACCAUUGAUAUUGCGGCGGCUAGAUUCUACCAUUCAAAUCGAAAUCCACAAGGCGGUCAAUAAUUACGGUCCGAUAAAUUACUAUCGGGUAGUGGUUCAUUACGUGAAUGAUGAUUUGGUACAGCAGAUUGAUGAAAAAAUGCUGGAUACAUUCCAAAAGUCGAAGGAAAAAGGAGUACCCUAUUACAUAGCAGCUGAGGUAGAGAUGAAGGGUGAAUCAUUGCUCUUCACGGUUGGAGAUGGGCGACACUAUCGUAACUAUUUCAAUCCUCCCAUACCACCGCGCGUUCAUGUUCAUAUUUCUAUCGGCAUCGUAAGCAUUCUGCAUAGUGUGAUCAAAAUUCGCUAUGCAACCACUACUCACGAACAACACCAACAUCCCGACCACUAUCACGUGAACUCGACUAACGUCCCUGUACGUAACGAAGCUCUCAUUACAGUGCUGACCGUAGCAUGUGUGCUUUUUGGAAUUGUCCUUCUAGGCAGCAUUAUUCUCUAUAUUUAUCUUCGGUAUAAGACCCCGAACAACGCUCGUCCAUUGUCCGAUCAUCACGAAAUGGUGCUGCAGGGACCUAUUCUGGAGAUGGAAAACAAUGGCUACCUUCCAGAUAUCUACGAGCAGCGAGGUUUCGAGGCUGAGUUGCAUGAUAUUAUAGAUUCCCUACCAUCUCAUAGAAAGUUUGGACGAAAAUAUCUUACACUUGAGAUUAACAACAUCAUUGGAUCUGGUAACUACGGAGAUGUACUAAAGGGUAGCCUACAGCAGGACGGUGUAGAUCUUGCUGCUCAGGUUCACGUGAUUUCCGAUGACAUGGACAAAAUCGAUCAAAUUGCAUUUUUAAACGAAUUCCGACGAUUUAUUAAACUGGAGAAUCACCCAAAUGUUCUACAGCUUUACGGUGUUUGUGUCACUCCGGACUGGUGCUACGUGCUGUUCGAAGAUUUGCAAACAACACUAAAACAAACACUACUCAACGCACGGAUACCGAACAAUGUCAACAGCCCAAAGUUUUCCUCAAUUUCUGAGGAAAUUAUAAUCAAUAUUUUGUGUCUUGUUUGUGAUGGAAUGCAGUAUCUAGUGGAGAACAAUAUUGUCAGCAAAAAGCUUUGCGCUCGUACCAUCUUCGUAAACACAAAGUUCGAAGUUAGAAUAAGUGCCUUCGGGUCACCGUUGUAUGGAGACAACGAGCAACAGAUCGAUAUCAUCCGGUGGAAUGCCCCAGAAGUUAUAAAAUUUCAAAACCACACUGCCAAAAGUGACGCUUGGUCCUUUGGCUUGCUCAUCUGGGAGUGCUGUUGUUUGGGGGCGACUCCGUUCGGCACGACUACUGUGGAGAAUCUCUUUGCCAACAUACGGGCUGGUUGUCGGCCGGAGAAACCUGCCUUCAUGUUCGAUGAUCUGUACCAGAUGUGCCUUAAUUGUUGGGAUCUUGAUGCCAGUGAUCGGCCCGAGUUUGACGACAUCAGUCGUUACUUGCGCCAAACAUUACCUAUGCUUCAUUACAUGCUGUCGUUCGAAAGGGUUCAAAGCGUGCAACUACCGCCGUACUUACCACAUCUGGAACUGAAACAUUGAGAAAGAUGAAACAAUGAUACAUAUCAGUUUUCAUCAGUGUUAAAUGCAUGAAAAGUAUUUUGGAAACAAUCCGUCCAUUUGGUUUUAUAUUUUGACUGCCGAUUUUUUAGUUAAGAUCAGAGUAACCACAAUAUUGAUUGUUGUAUUAUUGAAAUAUUACACAUUA
Messenger RNA from Malaya genurostris, 2614 nucleotides. It is a transcript of the gene Wsck, whose product is annotated as putative inactive tyrosine-protein kinase Wsck. Gene Ontology annotation, cellular component: signaling receptor complex. NCBI's taxonomy places the organism in Eukaryota, Metazoa, Arthropoda, Insecta, Diptera, Culicidae. Gene Ontology annotation, biological process: multicellular organism development; cell surface receptor protein tyrosine kinase signaling pathway; positive regulation of kinase activity. Gene Ontology annotation, molecular function: protein binding; transmembrane receptor protein tyrosine kinase activity; ATP binding. The record is from RefSeq and is a predicted model, not a curated record. The transcript is spliced from 4 exons. Bases 184 to 2448 code for a protein of 754 amino acids.